UCAGAUCUGGUGAACUGCAUCACAGCUAAGGAUUAGCAUCCUCUCCCAGCUCUCCGGUCUCUCCACCAUGAGCCGCCAAUUUACCUGCAAGCAAGGAGCUGUCACCAGGGCGGGCUUCAGUGGCUGUUCUGCAGUGCUCUCUGGGGGCAGCUCAUCCUCCUAUCGUGCAGGAGCCAAAGGGCUUAGUGGGGGCUUCAGCAGUCGGAGUCUGUACAGCCUGGGGGGCACCCGGAGCGUCCCCUUCAAUGUGGCCUGUGGCCCUGGGCGGGCAGGGGGCUAUGGGUUUGGCCGGGGCUGGGCCAGUGGCUUUGCUGGCAGCAUGCUUGGCAACGUGAAUCUAGGUCCCUCAUCUCCAUCCAUGUACCCACCUGGGGGCAUCCACCAGGUCACUGUCAACAAGAGCCUCCUGGCUCCCCUCAACGUAGAGCUGGACCCAGAGAUCCAGAAGGUGCGCGCCCAGGAGCGGGAGCAGAUUAAGGUGCUGAACAACAAGUUCGCCUCUUUCAUCGAUAAGGUGCGCUUCCUGGAGCAGCAGAACCAGGUACUGCAGACCAAGUGGGAGCUAUUGCAGCAGCUGGACCUGAACAACUGCAGGAAGAACCUGGAGUCCAUUUAUGAAGGCCACAUCAGCAGCCUGCGGAAGCAGCUGGAGACGCUGUCUGGGGACAGGGUGAGGAUGGAAUCAGAGCUGAGGACCAUGAGGGACAUAGUGGAGGACUACAAGAAGAGGUAUGAAGAGGAAAUAAACAAGCGCACAACUGCAGAGAAUGAAUUUGUGGUGCUUAAGAAGGAUGUGGAUGCAGCGUACAUGAGCAAGGUGGAGCUACAGACCAAGGUGGAUGCCCUGGAGGGAGAAAUCAAGUUUUUCAAGUGCCUGUAUGAGGGGGAGAUUGCCCAGAUGCAAUCCCAUAUCAGUGACACAUCUGUCAUUCUGUCCAUGGACAACAAUCGGAACCUGGACCUGGACAGCAUUAUCACUGAAGUCCGUGCCCAGUAUGAGGACAUUGCCCUGAAGAGUAAGGCUGAAGCUGAAGCAUUGUACCAGACCAAGUUCCAAGAGCUUCAGCUGGCAGCUGGCCGGCAUGGAGAUGACCUCAAACACACCCAGAAUGAGAUCUCAGAGCUGACCCGGUUUGUCCAGAGGCUACGCUCAGAGAUUGAGAGUGUGAAGAAGCAGUGCUCCAAUCUGGAAACAGCCAUUGCUGAUGCGGAACAAAGAGGUGACUGUGCCCUCAAAGAUGCCCGAGCCAAGCUGGAUGAGCUGGAGGGCGCCCUGCAGCAGGCCAAGGAGGAGCUGGCCAGGAUGCUGUGCGAGUAUCAGGAGCUCACUAGUGUGAAACUGGCGCUGGAUGUGGAGAUUGCCACGUACCGCAAGCUGUUAGAGGGCGAGGAGUGCAGGAUGUCUGGGGAAUACACAAACUCCGUGAGCAUUUCGGUCGUCAGCAGCUCUAUGGCUGGGACAGCAGGUGCAGGGGCUAGCUUUGGGUUUGGUGGGACCAGCACCUAUGGCUACCGGCCCAGUUCUGUCACUGGGGCUUAUGGCAUACUGGCUGGGGGCUGUGUCACUGGCAGUGGGAACUGCACCCCUCGUGGAGAGGCCAAAACCAGGCUGGGCAGUGCAAGUGAAUUCAAGGAUGUCCCAGGGAAGACCUCAGCUCUGAGCUUAUCCACCAAGAAAACCGUGAGAUGAAGUGACAAGCUGGUUCUCCAGCACCGGCCCCACCCUUGUUUCUCUGGACUCCCUUCCCCAAGAAAUUCCUUUGUCCUAUUUGUCACCAUCUCCUUCUUGUUUUUUUGCUAAUGCCAUGUCUUUCUUCCCUUCUGCCUCUCUGCCUUAGUCUUUUAAAAAUAAGAAUCAGGACUCUAAGGCUGCAGUCUUCUCACCCAUCAUUCUGUUUCCUUCACACAAAAAGAUCUUCACCUGGCCAUCACUUUCCCUGUGCGUACCCUUGUAGAAGAAAGUUCUCACUUACAGAUGGCCCCAAGUCUCCUGCUGCCCUUCACAUCCUGGCUCACCGUCCUCUGGUCACGUGUUCUCUGGACACAUGACAGUUCAGGGCCAUUGAUGGACAUACAAGAACUAUUGCCUGAUAGCUCCAACUCUGGCUAGAUACCUAGUCACAGGUUGAAUGUGGCAUGGCCACUGACCAUGAGCUGGGAGUCUUGUUAUGGCUGGUUUUUCCAACUAGAGCAUUUGGACCCUCAGUCUGUGAGUUCUUGCCCUUGUUUAGGAUCCCUCUUCUGCUUCCUAUGUCCCACCAAUAAACUUCUAAAAUUCA
This is a messenger RNA of Cavia porcellus (domestic guinea pig), 2279 nucleotides long. Its product is annotated as keratin, type II cytoskeletal 73. Gene Ontology annotation, molecular function: structural constituent of skin epidermis. Gene Ontology annotation, cellular component: keratin filament. Lineage: Eukaryota; Metazoa; Chordata; Mammalia; Rodentia; Caviidae. The record is from RefSeq and is a predicted model, not a curated record. The transcript has 9 exons. Gene Ontology annotation, biological process: intermediate filament organization; keratinization. The coding region runs from base 68 to 1690 and encodes 540 amino acids.